Molecule: messenger RNA, 2950 nt
Organism: Marmota monax (woodchuck)
Lineage: Eukaryota; Metazoa; Chordata; Mammalia; Rodentia; Sciuridae
Gene: Foxn4
Product: forkhead box N4
Exons: 9
Coding region: 1-1554 (517 amino acids)
Biological process (GO): regulation of DNA-templated transcription
Cellular component (GO): nucleus
Molecular function (GO): DNA-binding transcription factor activity; cis-regulatory region sequence-specific DNA binding
Source: RefSeq, a predicted model, not a curated record
AUGAUAGAAAGUGACAUCUCAUCCAUAAUGUCAGGACUCGUUCGAAACUCUGGGCAAAAUCACCACCCUUCGCCGCAGGAAUACAGGCUCCUGCCUUCCGCCAAUGACGAGGACCUCCCCGGGGACCUGCAGUCACUCUCGUGGCUCACGGCUGUGGACGUGCCUCGGCUGCAGCAGAUGGCGAGUGGCCGCAUGGACCUGGGUGGCCCCAGUGUGCCACAUCCACACCCAGGAGCCUUGGCUGGGGCAGCCGAUCUGCACGUGGGAGCCACCCCAGGCCCCCUGCUCCACGGUCCACCAGGCAUGGAGCCCCGAGGCAUGCUGGGCCUGGGCCCCCUGUCCAGCCACGGAGCCAGUCAGAUGAGCCAGUUCCCCGUGGGGGGCCAGCCACCCUCUGGCCUGCAGGACCCCUCGCAGCUGUACUCACCGGGGACCCAGCCACAGUUCCCGCUCCCCCCGGGAGCCCAGCAGUGCCUUCCUGUGGGCCUCUACGGCCCCCCGUUGGGGGCACGGCCCUCGUACCCCCAGGCCCACAUGGCAGUGCAUGCACCGCAGGAGCAGCUGCACCCCAAGCACUACCCCAAGCCCAUCUACUCCUACAGCUGUCUGAUCGCCAUGGCCCUCAAGAGCAGCAAGACGGGCAGCCUGCCGGUGAGCGAGAUCUACAGCUUCAUGAAGGAGCACUUCCCCUACUUCAAGACGGCUCCGGACGGUUGGAAGAACUCGGUGCGGCACAACCUGUCCCUGAACAAGUGUUUCGAGAAGGUGGAGAACAAGAUGAGCGGCUCCUCCCGCAAGGGCUGCCUGUGGGCGCUGAACCUGGCCCGCAUCGACAAGAUGGAGGAGGAGAUGUACAAGUGGAAGAGGAAAGACCUGGCCGCCAUCCACCGGAGCAUGGCCAACCCUGAGGAGCUGGACAAGCUGAUCUCGGACCGGCCGGAGAGCUGCCGGCGACCCGGCAAAGCAGGGGAGCCCGAGACCCCCGUGCUGACUCACGCUACCUCGGUGGCUGUGGCCCACAGCUGCCUGGCCAUCUCCCAGCUCCCCCCGCAGCCCCUGAUGACCCUGUCCCUGCAGGCCGUCCCCCUGCACCACCAGGUCCAGCCCCAGGCCCACCUGGCCCCCGACUCCCCGGCUCCGGCCCAGACCCCACCCUUGCACGCCCUGCCCGACCCCAGCCCCGGCCCCCUCCCACAGCCCGCCAUGGGCAGGACCCCCGUGGACUUCGUCAACAUCAGCACCGACAUGAACCCCGAGGUGGACGCCCUGGACCCCAGCAUCAUGGACUUUGCCCUGCAGGGAAACCUGUGGGACGAGAUGAAGGACGAGGGCUUCAGCCUGGACGCGCUGGGGGCUUUCGCCGACUCCCCGCUCGGCUGUGACCUGGGGGCCUCCGGCCUGACCCCUGUCUCUGGUGGCAACGACCAGUCCUUCCCUGACGUGCAGGUGACGGGUCUCUACACCGCCUACGCCACCCCGGACAGCGUGGCCUCGUCGACGGCCGCCUCCCAGUACCUGGGUGGCCCUGGGAACAAGCCCAUAGCUCUGCUCUGAGCCGACGGACGGCCUCAGUGGCCCUCCAGCCCUCAGCAGCUGGCUCGGGCAGGGGACCGCGUGGACCGGGGUGUCCCAGAGACAGGCCCCUCGCCUCCCACGGGCCUCUCCAGAGCUUUCGACCAGGCUGCUGGCCGGUGGGGAAGCAGUUCCUGCCUGUCCUGCCCUCCGCUGGAAGUUCCUGGGGCCGAGGAGAGUGGACACGCAGCCUGGCCUCCCCUGCUCCUCCGGGGCCUGACAAGGCCUGGCCUCGUUGAACACCCUCCUGGUGAGGGCCCCUCGGUGACCGGCAGCCUGCUUUGGGACACACCAGUGCACCAGGGCCACACUCAGGCCUUCACCUGCUGUGGUCACAAGAAGGCCCAGCAGCUCAGAGCCUCAGCCUCAGCCUCAGCCUGGGGAGGCCGGAGGCCAGGAGGGGCCUGGGAGCUCAGAACGUCUCUGGGAUGAAGCAGCCUGAACUCUGGGGGGCUGCACCCACUUCCCCCCGAGCAGGCCAACGCUCCACAGAGAGCCUCCUGGGCCGUGGGGCACUGGACCCUGAGUAGGUUUAUUUAUAUUUAUUGUGGCCUCCUCCACCUCAGCAAACCCAGCCCCAGGCCUCCGGGAUGAGACUCCUCCAUCCCUCCCGGGUCCCGGCAACCCCAGCUCCUAAGUGACCAGAGAGUCACAUCUAACUGGCUUGUCCUCCCUCGGCAGCCGCGGGCUUCUUUUCAGGACAAACAAGCACUUUUGAUACUGUGAGGCACCUGGUUUGAACAGUAGGUGGGCACCUAAGAGGAGAGGUGCCAUGGUUUGGGGGCCUGGGGACUUGUUAGGACCAAUGGAGCUGAGAAUGGGCGGAUGGAGCAGGGAGCUCUGUGCACGGGGCUAAGACCCCCAUUGGAGAGACAGACAGCUGUCCCCAGGGGGAAGUGUGGCCCGGGCAGCCAGUGCCACCGAGAGCACAAAUCGUCACCUGCCCAGUUCUUUGUCCCCGGGGCGUUUCUUUUCCUCAUUGUCAAUGACUGAUUCUCCACGUGGCAGGCUCUGAGGGCAGCAGGGUUAGCAGGGGUUUGGGGACAGCUCUGCCAACUGCGGCCAAAACCGCGGCAGUGGCAGGGACCCCCCCCACCCUCGGUGUUUAGAUGCCACAUCCCGGAGCUCCCAAGCCCUAGGGCCAGAACGUUCUGACUCGCCCCCAGUCAGCCAGCCGUCCCGGGGUUUGCCAGUCACUCCUGACUUAAGGGCCGCUGUAAAUCCUCUCUAGUUCUGGAACUUUCUGCCAAGCCUCGCCAGCGUGAGGCAGCCCAGUGCCGCCCCCCUGACUGGCCCACUCAGCGGCUGCGGGUGUCCCUAAGUUGAGAUGUUUAAACUGUCACUGAUGAAGGCCCAGGGCGGGGGCAGCGCGGGGACU